This is a messenger RNA of Tinamus guttatus (white-throated tinamou), 883 nucleotides long. NCBI's taxonomy places the organism in Eukaryota, Metazoa, Chordata, Aves, Tinamiformes, Tinamidae. The record is from RefSeq and is a predicted model, not a curated record.
UUACAGGAACGAGAUGAGCAUCCGCACAGAGGCAACGAGGAGCGGAGGCAGAGGAGCUCGUCCGAACAGGAACACAGGCGGGACAGAAGCGAUGAGAGAGAGAGACACAGGGACCACUCGGACAGGAGGAAAAAUCCCAGCGAAAGGCCCGGAGGCCGAGGCCACGAGCGAGACAGGGAUGUGCAGAACAUCCGCGAGCAGCAAGCGGAGAGGGAGUUUUACAACGAGAGGAGACGGGAGCAUCGGGAGAAGAACGAAGCGAGCGGCGUUAGCCAGAACCCGGAACUCCGGCAGGCCGAGAAUAAACCGAAAGAGCCCGUAAAAAAAGAGAAGCCAAGUUUUGAACUGUCCGGUGCCCUCCUGGAGGACGCCAACACCUUCCGGGGGGUCGUGAUCAAGUACAGCGAGCCCCCCGAGGCGCGGAUCCCGAAGACGCGGUGGCGCCUCUACCCGUUCAAGAACGACGAGUUCCUGCCCGUCAUGUACAUCCACCGGCAGAGCGCCUACCUGCUGGGCCGGCACCGGCGCAUCGCCGACAUCCCCAUCGACCACCCGUCGUGCUCCAAGCAGCACGCCGUCUUCCAGUACCGGCUCGUGGAGUACACGCGCGCCGACGGCACCGUCGGCCGCAGAGUGAGGCCCUAUAUCAUCGACCUCGGCUCCGGCAACGGGACCUUCCUGAACAACCAGCGGAUCGAGCCGCAGCGCUACUACGAACUGAAAGAAAAGGAUGUGCUCAAAUUCGGCUUCAGCAGCAGGGAAUACGUCCUCCUUCACGAGUCCUCGGAUAAAUCCGAGGCAAACACAAAGGACGAUGACGAGGAGGAGGAAGAGAAGGAGGAAGAGUCAGACAGUUAACAGAUGGGGAAGAAAUUGGGGUGGU